AUGGUUUCUCAGACUCCUUUCCGCGCCGCGGAGUACCGCAGCCCCUAUGGCCCCAAAUACGCUUUCCAGCCCAACUACCGCGGCAUCAACCUCCAGACCGCUGUUCGAUACGGCGUGCGAACUGCCACCAUCGGCGGCGGCCUCGGCGUUGCCCUGCUGCUCUUCGCCUCCAGCCUGCCCCGUGUCCGCGCCGACAUUCUCUCAAAACUCCCUGUUGUCGGCAAGGUCUUUGAGAAGCAGGAGCCUCACCCCGCUGACAACCCCUUCUAAAUGUAC
Molecule: messenger RNA, 276 nt
Organism: Trichoderma reesei QM6a
Lineage: Eukaryota; Fungi; Ascomycota; Sordariomycetes; Hypocreales; Hypocreaceae
Exons: 6
Coding region: 1-270 (89 amino acids)
Biological process (GO): mitochondrial electron transport, ubiquinol to cytochrome c
Source: RefSeq, a predicted model, not a curated record